CUCUACCUGCACACCUCUGUGUGUGUGUGUGACACCUGUACCUGCUGCACACCUCUACCUGCGCUCAGGUGCGCUCACCCACAGCCGCGCACACGCCGCAGCUUCAGGACUACAACUCCCAGCGUGCCCCUCGCGGGAGGGCGGGGACAGGCAGCGCGGCCGCCCAAUAGGAGAAGGGGCGUGUUGUCUCCAGCCAAUGGGCAGCGAAGGGGGCGCGCCGGCCCCGCCCCACGUGGCGCGGGCGCGGCCGGUCCCGCCCCAAGGGCAGCGAUUCCCCCCAUGGAGAAGGAGCAGGAGCCGCAAGGAGACCCCCGAGACCCCUCCAGCCCCGCCGUGAGUGCACCCCGGCGCUUUUUGGGGGGUGCCGAACGCCCCAAAAUUCCGGGCAGGGAGGGAGCAGCGCUUUGGCCGCCGGUGGAAGACGCGCCGGGGGCCGCGGAUGGCACCGAGAGGGACAAGGCGGCGGGAGAAGGUGGGGACAAGGAGGACAAGGAGGACAAGGAGAAGGAGAAGGAGGAGGAGGAGGCUUUCCUCGUCAGCCUCUACAAGUUCAUGAAGGAGCGGCGCACGCCCAUCGAGAGGAUCCCGCACCUCGGCUUCAAGCAGAUUAACCUCUGGAAGAUCUACAAGGCCGUGGAAAAGCUGGGAGCCUACGAGCUGGUGACGGGCCGCCGGCUCUGGAAGAACGUCUACGACGAGCUCGGGGGCAGCCCCGGCAGCACCAGCGCGGCCACCUGCACCCGGCGCCACUACGAGAGGCUCGUCCUUCCCUACGUGCGGCACCUGAAGGGCGAGGAGGACAAACCGCUGCCCCCCAGCAAACCCCGCAGGCAGUACAAGGUCUCCAAGGACGACAAGAGCAAGAGGGCCCGGAAGGAGAAGGGCCGCGAGCAGGCGGCUCCGGACAAGGCGCGGCCGGAGGCGGGCGCGGAGGACGCGGCGGAGCGGGGCCGGGGGACAGAGGGACGCUCCAGCCCGGCCAGCCCGGCCGUGCCGGCCCCCAGCCCCUCGGGGAGGUGUCCCAGCCCCUGCAGGAGCCACAGCGAGACCUACAAGCGCCUCUUCUCCAGCUUCUACUCCAAAGGCAACCACCCCAUCAUGUCCCCGCUGGCCAAGAAGAAGCUGCUGGCGCAGGUCAGCAAAGCCGAGUCCUUGCACUGCCACAAGCGCCACUGCCCCGAGGUUCGGCGGGCACCGAGCGACACCGUCCCCGAGGCACCGGGAGCUGCGGACAGAGCUCCGAGCGUGCCGAGCGAGGCGUCCCCGGCGGGCAGAGACAUCCAGGGCUGCCCGCAGGACGGGGCCGCGGCUCCCGCCGUCUUCACCGGCUACUUCCACGCGUACCGCAGCGAGGGCCCGCAGCCCGCCGGCUGCCCCCCGCUCUGGGGGUACUUCUCCAACCUGAAGGAUUUUUUGGAGCCGCCCUCCGCCUUCCCGGAGGAGCCCGAGCAGCCGGCGGAGCUGCGGGGCCGGGGCUGCUGGGUGCCCCCCGGGGCCACCUUCGGCCAGUCGAGCCGCCACGAGGAUGAUGAUGAUGAUGAUGAUGAGGAGGAUGAGGAGCCCUUCGUCCCCACGGCCAGCUCAGGCGCCGUGUCCCCCUUGGCCAAGCAGGGCAGGGCCGGGCACCGCGGGCUGGCCAAACCCAGGGCCGUGGUGGCCGCUCCGCCUUUCACCGCUCCGCCGCCGCCGGACGCUUUCGAGGGAGCCGCGCUGCGCUUCCCGGGCACCUUCGGGAACCCCCUGGAGCAGCUGAAAUCCCGGGGCGUGCCGGUGGCCCCGGCGCUCUCCGUCAGCCCCUUGGUGAUCCCGGCCUUCCCCAGCCCUUUGGUGGUGGGCUCGGAGCUGUGCCGCCCGCUGGCCACCGGCUCCUACGGGAGCUCGGCCCGGUUCUACCCGGCGGCUCCGUGGCACGGGCAGCGCUCCUGCAGCUCCCCGCACGGCCCGGCCUUCCCGCACCACGCCAGGCCCUAGCGGGGGACAGCCGGGGACAUCCCGGGGACAUCCCGGGGGACAUCCCGGGGACAUCCCGGGGACAUCCCGGGGGACAAUCCGGACCGGCCCGUUUUAAUUCCCCACCUCGGAGCUGUCUGCACCCAGCCGCGGCUCUGCUGGGGACACCCCACGGUUCUAUUUUCUAUAUAUCCACACAGAAAUCUAUAAAAAAGGGAUUAAAAGCCGCGCUGCAGGUUUCUGUUCGUGCCCUGCUGGGGGUGGCUGUCCCAGCCCUGGUCCCCCACAGCCCAAUUUGGGGUUUGGGGGAAUAAACCCGGCCCGGCAGA
This is a messenger RNA of Taeniopygia guttata (zebra finch), 2279 nucleotides long. RefSeq names its product AT-rich interaction domain 5A (gene ARID5A). Gene Ontology annotation, biological process: regulation of transcription by RNA polymerase II. The record is from RefSeq and is a predicted model, not a curated record. Gene Ontology annotation, molecular function: transcription cis-regulatory region binding. Gene Ontology annotation, cellular component: nucleus. NCBI's taxonomy places the organism in Eukaryota, Metazoa, Chordata, Aves, Passeriformes, Estrildidae.